Molecule: messenger RNA, 6987 nt
Organism: Antechinus flavipes (yellow-footed antechinus)
Lineage: Eukaryota; Metazoa; Chordata; Mammalia; Dasyuromorphia; Dasyuridae
Gene: TMOD3
Product: tropomodulin 3
Exons: 10
Coding region: 226-1284 (352 amino acids)
Biological process (GO): myofibril assembly; pointed-end actin filament capping; muscle contraction
Cellular component (GO): myofibril; striated muscle thin filament
Molecular function (GO): tropomyosin binding
Source: RefSeq, a predicted model, not a curated record
GGGAGGGGGUUCGAGCCUUGGCGAGCAGCCGAGGUAGACUUGAUAUAGCUGCUGACGAGUGGCUCAGGCCGUGGGGUCCGAGCGGAGCAUCUGGGACCGGAGACCCAGGAAGUGGGCGGCGGCGGAGUCUGGCAGCCCUCGUGGGCGUCAGCUAAACAGGAAAAAGAAUCACAUCUGAUUUAUAAACGUGUGGUUAAAGUUGAGUGGCAUUCUACUCUACAAAUCAUGGCACUCCCCUUCCGAAAGGACUUGGAGAAGUACAAGGAUCUUGAUGAAGAUGAACUCCUUGGUAAACUUUCAGAGACUGAAUUAAAACAGUUGGAAACUGUUCUUGAUGACCUUGACCCUGAGAAUGCACUUUUACCUGCAGGCUUCCGGCAAAAAAAUCAGACUACUAAGAAUGUCACAGGACCUUUUGACAGAGAGCAUUUGCUUUCAUACUUGGAGAAGGAAGCAUUGGAACAUAAAGAUAGGGAAGACUUUGUACCCUUCACUGGAGAAAAAAAAGGGAAAAUAUUCAUCCCUAAACAGAAACCCAUACAAUCUUAUACGGAAGAAAAAGUAUCUCUUGAUCCAGAAUUAGAAGAGGCUUUGACAAGUGCUUCUGAUACAGAAUUGUGUGACCUUGCAGCUAUCCUUGGAAUGCAUAAUUUGAUAACCAACACCCAACUCUGUGAUAUAGUAGGAAGUAAUAAUAGUUUGGGCAAAGAUGAUUUUUCAAAUGUGGUAAAAGGUGAAAAAAUCCUGCCAGUGUUCGAUGAGCCACCAAAUCCUACAAAUGUGGAGGAGAGUUUACAGAGGAUUAAGAAAAAUGAUUCUCGUCUUACUGAAGUAAACUUGAAUAAUAUAAAGAAUAUUCCAAUUCCAACCCUCAAGGAAUUUGCAAAAGCUUUGGAAAACAAUACACAUGUGACAUGUUUCAGUCUUGCAGCCACCCGGAGCAAUGACCCUGUUGCUGUUGCAUUUGCAGACAUGUUGAAAGUGAAUAAAACAUUGAAGAGCUUAAAUUUGGAGUCCAAUUUUAUUACAGGAGCUGGUGUUCAAGCACUGAUUGAUGCCUUAAAAGAAAAUGAAACCCUGGCUGAAAUCAAGAUUGAUAACCAGAGGCAGCAAUUGGGGACAGCUGUUGAAUUGGAAAUGGCCAGGAUGCUGGAGGAAAACACGAAGAUUCUUAAAUUUGGAUAUCAGUUUACACAACAGGGACCACGAACCAGAGCAGCCAAUGCUAUAACAAAAAACAAUGAUUUAGUUCGCAAGAGACGAGUUGAAGGAGAUCACCAAUAAAUUUACCAGGAUACCAACUUUGGAACACUUCAAAAGGUCACCAAGGCCUUCGUGUUGAUUUCAGAUUUAAAAUUUGCCUAGGUAGAAGGGAAAAGACUGGAAACUUCAUUCCUUUUUUUAUAUAUACUGUAUACAUAAUUUUUUCACCUUAGGAGAUGUUAGCAGCAUCAAAUUCUGUAAAAUCAAUAAUAAUCUUUUUUAUAUUUUUGGAACCUGUUUUCUGCUUUUUGCUCAAAUCAGUUUUAGUUUAGUUUAAACGUGCUUGCUUGUAAGGAAUCAUUGGAUAAAGAGGAAUCCAACUGAACUGUUACCCAAAGGAGAGAGAAAAUUGGACAAGUCAUUAAGUGGAAAGGUUAAUUCUUUUUUUUUAGAAUACUUUUUUUUUUACUGAAAAGGGACACUGCAGACAUUUGCAGUUAUUACAGUUGCCGUUACUUUUUUAGAUACCUGGCACUUAAGCUUUCAUAUGAUUAAUCUUAAAAUGUUUUCAUUUUUAAAAUGUGUGCCUGCAAUAAGCUGGUACUCUCUUUCAAGAGAGAGAAUGCCAGAACUUAGACGCACAAUACUUAAAAUGUAUCCUUUUAAAAGCAAAACCUUCUAGGAGGGGGAAAAAUAUGUUUUUGAUACAUUCCAGAGUAUAUAAAUAGCUCUCUGAUCUGAAAUGUCUUAAACAAUACAUGUUCAAAUAUAUUUCAAACAAGCCUUUUCAUGUUGCAUAAUUUCAAAAAUACAGUUAAAUCCAAGUUAAUUGUAGUUUUCUUCCAGAUAGAGUGCAGUGGACAUAUUUUCUGUAAAGACACUUCCCUCAGUGAAUGAAUGCUAGCUUCUUCUUUAAAAAACAUAUCCAACUUAUUAACUUAUUUUUGUUUAUUCAGGACAACAAAGGAAUUCCUUAUUAUUUAGUACCUCCAAAUUGCAAAUAGGACCUAUUAAUGUUUCCAUGUCAUCUAAUGGUAAAAUGUUAGUAAAUUUGAAAGAGGCAUUUUUGUGAAUUAUUUUAGAAAUUGUAUGGUAUAAUAGGAAAUAUCAGGCUAGCCAUAUAUAACUGUACAAACAGUAUUUACUCAACACUGUAAUUUUGCCAGUCAGUAAGAAAAAUUAAUUUUCUCUUUGGUAAUUGUAUUUAUUUUUCUCUUCCUACUUUGUAUUCACACUGUGUAAAAUUAACUCCACAAAUGAAAACAAGUUUUCCAAUUAUUAUAAAAGCAACCCAAAAGAACAAGCCACUUGGUUAGAUUAUCUGAUUGAUGAGAGACUCAAGAAUCAAAAUCCACACAAGAGAAUUUGCUUUUGGUUCACUUAUCUCUUGGCUGUCCUUGAAAUGAUAAAAUAGCCAAAUAUAUAGACAGAGAAAUGAGUUUAGGUAAAUCCCUAAUUCAUAAUUGAGAGUAAUGGCAUUUUUAGGGAGAAUUUCUAAAGGAAAAUACUGAAUUUUUACUCUUUUGUCUUUUUAAACUUUUUUGUUGAAUUAUAUCAUUUGCUUCUUGUAUUGGUUCUGGACUACCUAAUAAGCCAGAAAUAAUCCUUUUAAUUUAUGGACUAAGGCUUCUCUCAUCAUAAUUUUGGUGUUUAUCUUUGUCCAGGGUUUAUAGAAUCUAGAAUAGUGGAUAAUAGUCAGUUUGUCUAUUAGUUAUUUAUAGUCCUUUUAAUUAUUUUUUAGAUUAGCCAGGCUAUUCUUUAAAUCACUAGUCAUAUUUUUUAAUUGCACUAUUUAAAAGACUGCACAAUUCCAGCAAGAUUGGAAGUCAGGCAAGGAAUAGAAUAAUACUGCACUGAAAGAUAUUGAUGGUUUAUGCCUAAUGCCAUUUUAGCAAGCCUUCCUCGCUUAUGUUCACAUAUUUUAAUACAAUACAUAUGUACGUAUGUAUGUGUAAACAUAUGUAUGUCAUUAAAGCAACUUCUGAAUGUGUAGAUUCUCUCUCCAUACCCCACUUUGACUAAGGUUUAAAACAUUUAUAGGUAGAUGGUAUACAUUGACCCUACCUGGAUUUUUGUAUCAUAUUUACAGAAAUACCUUUUUUACAUUUUCUAUUUAUUAAGAGUAUUGCUGUAUUGAACAUUUUGUUAGUACCAUUCCAGUGCCAUACUGUAAUUCAAAAUUUAAUUUGGAAAAAACUGUUUCUCUUGAAUUCUCAUCAGAUUUAAAAUGUGUAUCUGUUUAAAUGUAGACUAUUUCCAUAAAAGAAUGAGUGACCAAUUUUAAAGAAAGGAACUGCUUUCUUUGCUUGUUUUCUAAAGAUCAGCAUCCCUUUAGCAGUGAUCCCAUCAUGCUCUGAAAUUUACAAUGGCUUAAUUGACCAGAUAUUUUAUUGCUACACCAAAGACAUUUUUCUCUAAAACUAAGUUUUGUAGUUCAACCAAAAACUACGUCAUCUUUUUUGUCUUUGGGUUAGUUUUUUAGAGCUUUUAUUAAAGCCUUAAAAAAAAUAAUGAACAGAUAACCUUUAUCAACUUAAAGUAACUUUUCCAUUAUAUUUGCCUAUAAUUAAUAGUAUAUAUUUUAAAACCCACCAAUAGCAGCUAGUAUGUGUAUUAAAAUGGAUGUUGGUGCUAUAUAAAUGUGUCCAAAGUUUGAUUUAGCUGUUGUAUAAAGUUAUCUAAGAAAAAAUUCAUGUUUAUUGAGUGCCUGUCAUUUAAAAGACCAACUAACAAGAAUUUUUGAGAAAAAUUAUCUUUCCAUCAUGAAAAGAUUUGUAAAUUCUUAUAAUCUAAUUCAACCUGAAAUUAUACAUUGUCUUAUAUAAUAGGUACAUUUCUGGAAAAGCUGCAUGUAAAUGUUUAUUUUUGUAAAUCAAAUUAUAUUUUCCCAUGGGUUUAAUACUUGAAUUUUGGUCAUGUGUUCCAACAAGAAAAAGGGUGGAUUGGAGGGGCUACAUAUUUUUUAAAAGUUCACCUAAAUGUAAAAAAAAAAAGAUUUUCUGAUAAUAAUGCCAUAAUCUUAUAUAAAUUUUAUUUCUGCUAUUUUACUGUAUAAACUGCAGGGUGAAACAAUUCAAAGAACUCCAGAAAACUUUUCAUUUUGGGCUUUGGCUAUUUUGAGAUCUGCCUUAUCUUUUGAAGUGAAAAUAACAUCAUUUUAAAGUAGGUACAAAUGGCAUCUUUUCCUUUGGGUUUUAUAGCCUUAUCUAUUCCUUUUAGAUUCAGAACUAUCAGGAUUUUGCUUUGAAACUUAAAAUUAGAAAGGUGUAUUUUUUGAUCCUUUCUAGUGCCCCUUUUUUGAGUCCUCCGUCAACGUUAAUUCCCAACACAGGGGCAGCCACAAUAGGAGAGAACAGUGAAAUGUCAGAAACAACUCUUGUUACUUCUCUAGUGUUUAUUUUGAGUGCUAAAGUUUAAAAAUUCACCUUAACUUUGUUUCCUCCAGCAUCUAUCAAGUAGAUUCAAAUCACUAAUUUGUUUCUUCUGAUUUGUCAGAACAAUCAGAGCUCUGUUAACAGACCCCUAAUGAGAAAGUUAAAGGAAUCUUACGGAUUUUUUUUUAAUAUAGUAUUUAAAAAAAAAAAAAAACCCUUUUUUUUACUGUGAAUAAUUUCAUUAUCUUAGAUUUUGUAUGCUGGAGAUUUAGAGUUACAUUCUAAUCCAAAACUUUCCUAUGCUAGAAAUGAUCUCCUGUGUUUGUUAAAUUAAAUAAUGUAAAACCUUUCUAAUUCAGUGAAAAUUAGAAAACUUGGGGGCUUAUAAUAAAACUUUCUAUGAAAUCUCAUUCAUUUGGAUUUCACUUAAUGGGGACUUGUGGCAAUAUAGGUGACACAGCUUAGUCCUCAUUGAAGAAAAGUUUUGACAAACAUUUGAUAAAUCUGAGGAAGAUUGGAAAGGGAAAGAUUUAAUCUAAAAACACUAAUGAUAUUCAAAUAUGAUGACAUAUUACUUUUAAGACAUUAACCUAAUAUUGCACUUCUCUAGCAUUAGAUCAUCCUAUAUAUUACCCUAGUUACUGAAUAUUUGAAGCUGACUCCCCAAAAAUCUUAUUUCUUUAAAAACUUCUUGUUCAGACCUUCCAUCUUUAAUCCUAAUAGGAUUUUACAAAAUCAAAAAAACCCUACUCUCCAAGUGGGAAGGAGGAGGCCGCAAUACACCACUUAGCAGAAACUUCUUUUAUAAACAUUCCUAAAAUGUAGUCUGUUUUCUUCUUGAAGACUCCCAGUAACUGAGGAGCUAUUUCUGAGACAACAUGCCAUGUAUGUAUAUAUUUUUAAUAACAGCUUUUAAUUUUUUCAAAAUACAUAGUUUUCACUAUUCACCCUUGCAAAACCUUGUGUUCCAAAUUUUUCUUCUACCCUCCCUCUGUCCCCCCCCUUCCCCUAGACAGCAGGUAAUCCAGUAUAGGUUAAACUUGUAUGGUUCUAAAGUAUUUCCACAUUUAUCAUCAUACUGUGUUUUUUGGAGAGCUCUAAUUGUUAGAACAUUUUGCCUUAUGCCAAAUAUGCAUUUCUACCUCUUUAUGCCUAGUUUUGUGCUCUGGGACUAAUCAGAGGAAAUCCAGUCUCUUUGAUCGGAGCAGUUCUUAGGGGACAGAAGGCCUGUCUUCUCUGAGCUGUAGUAGAAAGAGUACUGGUUUUCUAGCCAGCAGACCUGGAUUCAUAUCACGGCUCUGCUCCCCCUUGGGAUGUCACGGAAUAACUUCCAUGACCUCAGUUUCCUCUUCUGUAAAACAUAGAUGGUCUUACAGUCCUAAAUCUGAGCCUUCUCUUCUUCAGGCUAAAUUCACAUGGUUUCCGGUCCCCUGAUCUUCCUUGGUAACCUUGCUCUCUUUAGCUUGUCAGUGCCCGUAGUAUUUGUAGGGGUUCUCACCACUAUAAAGUGAAGUAAACCACUGCCCAUCUCCCCACUGCUUAACACUGUACUUGAAUACAGUUAAUACAGCCUAAAACUGCAUUGGGUUAUUUGGCUGCCAUAUUGAGACCUUGGUCUUCAAAGGAAUUACAAUUGCAUUUAAGCAAAUUUUUUUUAAGCCAAGUUUGGUCAUAACAUUUAUCUUUGUCAUUCUUAGUAAACCUCACCUGUUUUCUAGCCUGCCAAGAACUUUGUGAAUCCUUACGUGUAUAUAUUCUAUAGCUAUAAUCAGGUCAUUGAUUAAAAUCUUAAACUCUAUGUACUUUUCAAUCAGUCUGAUGUGAUGUUUCCUAAAUGGCCCUGAAUUUCCUUCUCAUGGAGAACUAUCAACCUCUGUAAGGACAUGCCAACAGGAUGGUGUAUAUAAAAGCUUAUAUUGUAGCUGCUUGUUCAGUACAUAUGACCAGCAACUUUUAUGAGCUUUAAAAUUCACUUCAACUUUUAAUGUGAAAAGAAAAAUAAUUCUUAAUUCAUUGACUUCACUCUGAGAUGUAGACUUAGAAUUUGGAAUAUAAAGGAGUCCAUCUGGGCUUAUCAGUAAUAAUUUUUUUUAAGCCCUGCUUAUGCUUUUGCCAUCUGCAAUAAUUCAUAUAUAGGAAGGACAUACUUAUGUAUGGAUUUUUUUAAACACUUGGGUCUGUCACAUUAAAAGGCAAAUGGGUACAAAUAAAGAGUUUCAAGUCCAAAAUGAAAAUUAUUCUACUUCUAAAAAGAAGAGUGGGAAUGGGCUUCACAAUAUUGAAACUUGAGUAUAAAUUGGGAAUCUGAGAUCAGUUAAAUUUGAGGAAACAUGUAAUAAGUACUGCAAGUAUUUGGAACAAUUGUAUUAAUAUGUUUUUUAAAGGAAUUCAAUAAAGUUUGUAAAAUGUU